Molecule: messenger RNA, 903 nt
Organism: Diprion similis
Lineage: Eukaryota; Metazoa; Arthropoda; Insecta; Hymenoptera; Diprionidae
Product: zinc finger BED domain-containing protein 4-like
Exons: 2
Coding region: 1-903 (300 amino acids)
Molecular function (GO): protein dimerization activity
Source: RefSeq, a predicted model, not a curated record
AUGUUAUGCAAUAAACGCGGACAUAGAGACAUUGCUGCAACAUUGCAGGAAAGUUGCAGCCACAUUGCGCAACAUAAUCGCAAUGUUGCCAAUGUUGCAGAUUUACGUUGCUGCAACGUUGUAGCAACGUUUCGGUGCUCGCCACCUAUGCUGAAUGCAUCAGAACUGUCAGUUCUUUCUUGUGUGUUACUAGUCUUAAGACCGCUCGUAGCUGCUACUAAAGAAGUUUCUGGAGACAGGUACUGCACAAGCAGCAAGGUGAUUCCGUUAGUUCAUUGCUUAGUUUUAAACAUCCAACCUCUCCAAUUGAAAGACACACUUGCCAAUGAAUUGAAAUCGUUUGUGCUUAAUGAAAUUGAAAAAAUAAUGGGCGCUAUCGAGAGAGUAACUUCACUCGCGAUAGCAACUGUAUUGGAUCCCAGGUAUAAAAAAAUUCACUUAAGAGACGCACUUCCUUGCUCUACAGCAGUCGCAAAAAUUAAAGACUUUAUAAAAAAUACUACACAAAAUGUCGAAAUGUCCGAAUCAGAUUCUGAUCAAUCUGAAAAACAAGAAGAGAGAUUUUCCUUAUGGGAUAAUCAUCUCAUUCUAGUAAGCAAGAAUUGGAAAUCAUCACAAUCAGAUGAUGCAAUUUCUGAUGAAUUAUCAAUCUACUUGCGUAGUCCAGUAGCGGGAAGGCUCAAUGAGAAUCCUUUAGAGAUUUGGCAAGAUCUAAAAAUUCAAUUUCCAAACCUUUGUAAGGUUGCCUUCAAAUACUUAACUAUUGUCGGAACUUCUGUUCCAUCGGAACGUUCAUGUUCAAAGACUGCUCAAAUACUUAAUCGACAAAGAAAUAGAAUGAAAGGUAAAAGAUUAAGUAAACUUUCAUUUUUGCAAAGUUUGUCUGCAGAGCAUUGGUCUUAA